Messenger RNA from Neolamprologus brichardi, 1116 nucleotides. NCBI's taxonomy places the organism in Eukaryota, Metazoa, Chordata, Actinopteri, Cichliformes, Cichlidae. The record is from RefSeq and is a predicted model, not a curated record.
GUGCUUUUCGUGCGUGUAGUAGGUUACCGGUGUCCGGGCUGUGAUGGAGCGCUGGAGGGGCAGAGUGGCUCUGGUGACCGGAGCCUCGGCUGGGAUUGGAGCGGCUGUGGCAGUAGAGCUGGUCCGGCUCGGAAUGAAAGUGGUGGGCUGCGCCAGGGACGUCGGAAAAAUCCAGAAACUGGCAGCAGAGUGUCAGAGUGCCGGUCAUCCUGGUGUUUUGGUUCCUUUCAAGUGUGACUUGACCAAAGAGGAGGAGAUUCUGGCCAUGUUUGCAGCGAUCAAAGAGCAGCACAAAGGUGUGGACGUGUGCAUCAACAAUGCUGGCUUAUCUCAUCCAGAACCUCUGCUAAGUGGCAAAACCAGCAGCUGGAAGAACAUGAUGGAUGUGAACGUAUUUGCACUGAGCAUCUGCACGCGUGAAGCUUAUCAGUCAAUGAAAGAGAGAAACGUGGAUGAUGGGCACAUCGUAAACAUCAACAGCUUGUGUGGGCAUAGUGUGAUUCCAGAUGCUGAUCUGCAUUUCUACACCGCCACAAAGUAUGCUGUAACCGCACUGACGGAGGGCCUGAGGCAGGAGCUGCGUGCAGAAAAGAGCCAUAUCCGAGCCACAAGCAUUUCUCCUGGUUUAGUGGAGACUGAAUUUGCAUCACGGUUCUACAAAGACAAUCCAGAUAAAGCAGCUGGUGCAUACUCUGCAUAUAAGCCUCUGGAAGCAAUAGAUGUUGCCAAUGCUGUUACCUACGUGCUCAAAGCUCCUCCUCAUGUUCAGAUUGGAGAUGUUCUGAUGAAAGGCACUGAGCAAGCUUAGGUUUGACCUACAUGAUUCCCCCUGAAUGAACCUACUUUACUUUACUUUACUUUAAUUUACUACAUUUAUAAACAGUUUGGUUUAUGAUGUUUUUACUGAAAAUUUUCACUGAUGUAUAAAAUAAAAUGAUGGUGGGGGGCUUGUUGAGUGUUCUUAUUUUACUCAAGGAAACCUGAUAUAAACAACAGUUUAUGGUAGAAAACAUUCAAUUGUCAUUUUAACAUUAUCUCAAAAAUAUAUUUCACUCUGCCAACAAUAGUAUUAAAAUGUAAAGUUAAUAUAUAAUACCCGACUAAUACACAGGAAAG